Molecule: messenger RNA, 977 nt
Organism: Neltuma alba
Lineage: Eukaryota; Viridiplantae; Streptophyta; Magnoliopsida; Fabales; Fabaceae
Exons: 3
Coding region: 28-831 (267 amino acids)
Source: RefSeq, a predicted model, not a curated record
GUCGUUCUUCCAACCGAUCAAGUCAAAAUGGCCGGCGAGAUACGUCCGGAGUAUGCCAUCUACAACGUGGGCAACGAAGCGGUUUCUGAGGCGGACAUGAUCUCCAGCGAUUUACGGACCGACUACGCUGCCUUCAGCUGCGUCAUUUCGGAAGGUUACGUUCACGAUUGGAAAGUACAGGAGAUGGCUCCCGAGGUUCAGCAGGAAAGGAUUUCGAAUGGGGAGAAGACGAAGAUCAUAAAUGAAGAAAUCGCGAACGAAGAUUCCGUUCACGCGCCGAGCUCUGUAAUGACAAGCAUGCAGAGCAGGGACUUGUUGGCUUUCUCGUCUCUUAGUGACGACGAUAGAUCGCCAGUUUCCGCUAGGUUUGGCCACCGGAAGGCUGCCAAGGCUAGUCCCCAAGGUGGGAAAGCGGCGUUGGGAGUGGCGAGGCCGAAGCGGCAGGACACGCUGGAGAGUACGUGGAGGACGAUGACGGAGGGACGUGCUAUGCCGUUAACCAGGCACCUGAAGAAGUCCGACACGUGGGACUCAAACCACCACCGUAACGAUACGCCGCUAAGGGACCGAAACGGGUGUACCCCUCCGAAUUCGAAACUGAUGAAGAAGUCGGAGAUGUUCAGCGAGCAAAGCCGAGCCUACAAGGAGAAUAACUCAUCGGCGAGUUCGUCGCCGGGAUCCGCGAAGAUGAGGAAAGAACCGUCGCUGAGUCAGGACGAGUUGAAUCGACGAGUAGAGGCUUUCAUCAGGAAGUUCAACGAGGAGAUGAGGUUACAGAGGCAGGAAUCGUUGAGGCAGUACCGCGAAAUGAUCAAUAGUGGGGCCCGUUGAGACGUUACCGUUGUGAUGUUUUUCCAAUGGUCUCGUUAUCAAGAAAUACGAAGUCGUGCCUUUUCUCAUGCCUCUUUGAUUUUGUUAUUUUCCCAAAUGAAGAAGCUACCAUUUUGGUAGAUUAUUAUUGGAAAAUUAGUGUUUAU